This is a messenger RNA of Poeciliopsis prolifica (blackstripe livebearer), 1855 nucleotides long. RefSeq names its product retinol dehydrogenase 12-like. The record is from RefSeq and is a predicted model, not a curated record. Bases 181 to 1227 code for a protein of 348 amino acids. The transcript has 7 exons. Lineage: Eukaryota; Metazoa; Chordata; Actinopteri; Cyprinodontiformes; Poeciliidae.
UUUGUUGUGGUACCGGUCCGGUUCUGUUUGUGUGGUUUCCUGCUGUUCUAAUCCUUCCUGUUCUUCAGAUGGUAACUGAUCCCAGAGGAGCUCUGAUCCAUAAUCUGCUCUAAUCUGUUAAUCCGUCCUCCUCUGAGCCGGUUCUGCUCUGCUCUGCUCAGUCUGCGCCAACCUGCAGGGAUGGAAGCCGCUGCUCCAGAGGAGUUCCUGGUUCUGCCGUGGCCCAGCGACGGCGGGUCGGACCCGGGGCCCGGAGGCGGCGGCGUCCUGCUGACCUGUGGAGCCGCUGUGGGAGUCACUCUGAUCUGUGUGGUGGUGCUCAGGAAGUGGAUUGCUGGUGGAGUGUGCCGCUGUUCAGUCCGGCUGGAUGGGAAAACAGUUCUGGUGACCGGAGCGAACGCGGGCAUCGGGAAGGAGACCUGCAGAGACCUGGCAGGGAGAGGUGCCCGGGUGGUAAUGGCCUGCAGGGAUCUGAACCGGGCCGAGCGAGCAGCGGACGAGAUACGGAAGUCUACCGGAAACGGGAACGUGGUGAUCAGACACCUGGACCUGGCUUCCGUCUACUCUGUCUCACAGUUCGCCAAGGACUUCCUAGACAGUGAAGACAGACUGGACAUCCUGGUCAACAAUGCAGGUGUGAUGAUGUGCCCUAAAUGGAUCACAGAAGACGGCUUUGAGACUCAGAUAGCCGUCAAUCACCUGGGUCACUUCCUGUUGACCAAUCUGUUGCUGCCAUUGCUGAAGAGCACCACCUCCAGCCGCGUGAUCAACGUGUCAUCCAUUGCCCACUGGGGAGGGAAGAUCAACUUUGAUGACUUGUUCUUCAGCCGGCGACCAUACAGCGCGCUGGAGAGCUACAGGCAGAGCAAGCUGGCGAACGUCCUCUUCACCCGAGAACUGGCUCGACGUCUCAGAGGAUCUGGCGUGUCAACCUUCUGUCUUCAUCCUGGGGUGAUCCGGACUGAGCUGGGGCGGCAUGUUGAGGGCUGGUUUCCCCUGCUGGGGGCGCUGCUGAGGCUUCCUGCCCUGCUGCUAAUGAAGACUCCCUGGGAGGGCAGCCAGACCACCGUGUUCUGUGCCGUGACGCCAGGCCUGGAGGAACUUUCAGGCCGAUACUUCAGUGACUGUGGAGAGAAGGAGGCGGCGCCGGAGGGACAGGACGACGAGGCAGCCCGGAGGCUGUGGGAGGAGAGCGCCCGAUUGGUCAGACUGAAGGACACCUGCUGACCUGUGACCUGCUGGCUGACACACCACAAAAAGAGACAACAGCAGUGCCCCUCUGCACAGAGCGAGGAAGACCAAACAGGACCAGUGCUAGAACCUUAAGUGGUCCGGUCAUCCCCAGUAAAACAUCUUUUCUCUAGUCUGGUACCAAGUUGAACCCGGGGUCGUUGAACCGGCCCAGAGUUCUGACCGGCUGACAGAAAGAAACCAGCUUAACGUUACUCUGAAGCUUCCUUGUCCAGCUGUGUUUGAUUCAGCAUCCAAAUUGCUUCGUCCAGAACUGUGGCGGCCCGUUCACCCCAGAACCGCCUGGUACCUUCAAAUGGACCACAGUCUGUCCCUUCUGCUGUCUGAACCUUUGAACUCUAGUCCAGCUGAAACCUGGUGCAAGAAACAAAUGGACAGGAAGUGAUGUCUGAUUCAUCGAUAUAGAUGUAAAACGUGGCCGGUUUCCACGGUGUGGGACAUCCAGCCCGACUCUUCAUGGUCCCUCCAGAAUCUUCUCUUUGUCUUGCUGAACCUUUUGUUUCCUGUCAUGUUUCUUUGUUCUUCUGUCUGUUUGAAACAGGAAGUCUUUAAUGAGCAUGCUCCAACUGUUUGUUGGUAAUAAAGAGAACGAAAUAAAGUUUGA